Messenger RNA from Cuculus canorus (common cuckoo), 11186 nucleotides. It is a transcript of the gene TMEM144, whose product is annotated as transmembrane protein 144. NCBI's taxonomy places the organism in Eukaryota, Metazoa, Chordata, Aves, Cuculiformes, Cuculidae. Gene Ontology annotation, biological process: carbohydrate transmembrane transport. The transcript has 12 exons. Gene Ontology annotation, cellular component: membrane. Bases 752 to 1825 code for a protein of 357 amino acids. The record is from RefSeq and is a predicted model, not a curated record. Gene Ontology annotation, molecular function: carbohydrate transmembrane transporter activity.
AGGGGGGGUUGGAACUAGACAAUCUUUAAGGUCCCUUCCAACCCAAACUAUUCUAUAUGUCAGGGGCUCAGCUGCCCAUUUUUCCUUCUUGCGCGAUACAGCUCACUGAAAAUAUUGCCCGAAGAACAUCUGUCAAAAGCAGUCAUUUUAGGGAAGCCGUGAGAUGUUUCUCUGGCAGCUAGUUAAGGGGUUACGGUGUCACCUGAGGAUAUUGCUCUGAGUCAGCUGGGGACUAACAUGAGUCUCCUAAAAUAGGGAUGAAAUUAUCCACCCUAAGGGCAAGUACUUGAUAGGAGAAACAUGCAAAUAAACAAUCAAUGGGACUAACAUGAGUCUCCUAAAAUAGGGAUGAAAUUAUCCACCCUAAGGGCGAGUACUUGAUAGGAGGAACAUGCAAAUGAACAAUCAUUGUGGCAUGCCACCUCUAAAAGUACCCAUUCAAUUGGUGCAAACAGUUUAUAUGGGAUUUUGACAACAGUGUGGAUCCGCCCUGAGAUGGAAGCUCUCAAGGGCAGGAUUCUUGAUCUCAUGCCUGUCUGGGGAGACUGUAGCAAUGUGCUGCUAUUGCAUUAAGUGAGCAUCAUAAUUUGUUGUGUCUCUGUCUGAAGGAAGAAAAUGGUGGUGUACUUUUGAGGAAAUAGUGAAAAUGCCGAGCACAACCUUCCAGUGAGGUAAACCGGUGAAGUUACUAGGAGUCUGUCAGGACCUGCAGUAAAAAACUCUGCAAAAAAGAGGCACCUUCAGAACGAAAAUGAGCAUCGAGAAAACAUACAGUACCUUUAACAUCAGCAAUGGAACAGAUCUAGCUAUUGGCUUUACCUCUUCCGCAGUAGCUGUCCUUCUGUUUGGAACGAACUUUGUGCCUGUUAAGAAAUUUGAUACUGGUGAUGGCAUGUUCUUCCAAUGGAUUCUCUGCGCCUCCAUAUGGAUAAUUUCUUUGGUGGUCAAUUUAAUUCAAAAUUGCCCCCGAUUUUGGCCUCUGGCUAUGGUUGGGGGUUUCUUGUGGGCUACAGGCAAUGUUACAGUUGUCCCUAUUGUUAAAACCAUUGGCUUAGCUCUUGGUCUUUUGAUAUGGGCUUCUUUUAAUUUGCUGACAGGUUGGGCAAGUUCAAGGUUUGGUUGGUUUGGAAUUGACCCAGAAGAGGUGUCAAGACCAAUCUUAAAUUAUAUUGGAGCUGGACUUUCACUAUUAAGUGCUGUCAUAUUUCUUGCUAUAAAACCUGAGGUCCAGCGUUCUUCAUCUUCAUUAGAGAGCACACCUUUACUAAGAGAAAGUUCUAUUAAUGUUUCUGAAGAUACCUCUGAUGACUUAUGGGUGAACAGACUUGCUCCAGCAAAAAAGAGACUCAUAGGAUGUAGCUUGGCAGUAGUAGCUGGAAUACUCUACGGUUCCAGUUUUGUACCAGUACUCUACAUCAAGGACCAUGGAAGAGCAAAUGAGACCAUAUACACAGGCGCAAGUCAAUUUGAUUUAGAUUAUGUUUUUGCACACUUCAGUGGGAUAUUUCUUACAAGUACUGUUUACUUUUUGAUCUACUGUGCAGUCAGGAAAAAUAAGCCUAAUGUUUAUCCCCAAGCUAUAUUGCCAGGGUUUGUUUCUGGUGUGCUUUGGGCAAUAGCCAAUUGCUGCUGGUUCAUAGCCAAUCACUAUCUCAGUGCUGUCGUCAGCUUUCCAAUAAUUACUGCAGGUCCCGGCCUUGUUGCUGCGAUGUGGGGAGUCCUUGUAUUUAAAGAAAUCAAGGGCCUGAGAAACUACGCGUUACUCUCCGUAGCAUUUUGUAUCAUUUUGGCUGGAUCACUCUCCACAGCUUUUUCUAAAGUUUGAAAGGAUCUUCUGGACCAGUAGAUGGUGCUACUGUUUAGUAUAAUCAGAAAAGCAGUAUUGGUAUAUAGCAAUACAUAAUAAUUUUCAGAAUAUAUGUCCAACAUUUACCCUACCUUGCUUCAGACAAGUGAAAAAGAAAACCUCUGCUAAAUUUUCCCAUUUGGCAUGAAAGAAAACCUGGAAAAGUUUAUUUCUGCAUUUCUUGGAACAGUAAGAAUAUCAAAGGACUUCGUUAAAUAAAGCUAAGUGAGUUUGUAGUUAUUUGUUUUCUGCUUCUGAUACUAAACUUUAUGUCAUUGUAAAUUGCAGUCCACUAUUGUAAUGGUGGCUAAAAGGUUUUAAUUCCUCGUCUGUGAUACUGCAUGCAUUUGUAAGCUGAUUUAUUUUAUUAUAACGCUCUGUCUUACUGACUUGAAUAUAAAAUGUCUUAGGAUAUUCUUUAUGGAACUGAUACACAUGAAGUUGUGAAUCAUAAUUUUAUUUAGAAACAUAAGUCUAUAAAGUCAUCAGUUUACAUUAAAAUUUUAUCUUCAGAAUUUUGAAGGAAAUACAGAAAAAAGGGUUGCUGUAAAAUAAAUUACUGCUGUUUCCUUAUAAACUCUUUGUUAAGUUGCAAGAACAUUACUUAGAAAUCAUGACCAGGAUUCGAAUAGUUGGGGAAGGUUGGGUUUUUUAUUAAAGUUGGAUGGAACUUAUGCAAGUCAACAUUACAUUUCUGUUACUUGUGGUAUUGCAAUAUGAGCCAAAUACAUGGUUCAAAGUUUGUUCCCAAAUAAUUUGGGGCAUUUUCUGAAUACUUACUUUUCUAUGUAGCAUAUUCAGAUCAUAUGAAUUAUGUUUGGCAAUAGCAUGAAGCAUUAUGCUAAAACAACCCAAUCCUGUUCUACUCAUAGCAAGGUCAUCUAUGUGUAAAUCAUUUCUGACAGUUGUUGUCUACUUGUUUCUUGAAAAAAAAUUAAUAAAAGUUAGGUUUCGUAACAUUUUUAGGUAAAUUAAACAUCUUCUAUCUGUCCUGCUAGAAAGCCCUAAUAUCCAAAGGAAGUUCCCUAUGAAGUAUGUUAUGUCCAUUGUUCUGUGACCACCACUAACCUGGAGAACUGUUUAUUUUCUUACUCAUGGCAGCUAACCUUUAUACGUACAAAGCAUGCUGUCUGAGCCUUUGCUUAGUCUUUUCUUCAGAAUGUUAGAUAAACCCAGCUUCUGCAGUCUUCCCUUGUUUGUAAUUUGCUGAUCAUUUUUCCCGCUCUUUCCUGGACUAAGUGGACAUCUGUCUAGAAAAUGUAGACAUGGCAGUCAGGAUAAGAAAAGCAGCAGUAGAAUUUUGAUUUUUUUUACACCAUUUACAAGCUCUAUUCGUGUUUAGUCAUUAUAGUAUGUCACUUUUGCUAUCACAGCUUGAUAUUGUUAACACGUUCAGAUGGCAAUUGUAAUUUCUUCUUUCUCCCUUCCACCCUUUUUUGUCUACUAUUUGUUAGAUUUGAUCUUAGAACUCCUACUUAGCCACUUUUUUCCAUCCCAUAUUGUUUAUUCCUACCCAAGUGUCAGACUUGUUGUCUUGACACGUUUUUACCCACUUAAGGCAUUUCUCUAAUAUUAGUCUGUAUGUUAACACUCCCCUCCAACAAGUUGGCAGCGUUUUCCAGCAAGAUGACAUCCACUAGUUUAAUAAACAUACCCUCUAAUUAUUGUAAAUAAUUUAUGAAAAUAUUGCAUGAUACUGACCUUUACUUUUUGGAACCUAUUGCAAUCCUUCUUUUCACUCUGACAUGGAACAAUUGAUUAUCCUUUCGAGUACAGUUUUCCUCUGUCCUACAAUGGUUUUAUUUAGAUUGCAUUCUCCCAACUUUUAUGUAACAUCUGAUACAACUGUUCAAGCCAAGAUACAUGAUGUAUACCACAGUAAUACCUGGUAGUGGAAAGAAAACUGGACAGCUUUCUUUCCCAGUAUUCAAGUCAGACACAAUUUCUUGACAGAUUCUUGACUGUUAGUUACCUAGCCAUUCUUCUAUUGACUCACACAUGGUUUUGAAAUAACUUGAAUUAAAUUGGGCAUUUAUAAUUUCCCUGGAUAUGUUCCCAUCCUUCUUAAGGAUCACAAGAACUUCUAUAUUCCUGGAAUAUAGCCCAUGCCAGAAAAUUACUGAUAAACAAAAAAUUGUCAAAACAAAAAUAUGGUGUUCUUAGAUUCCUCUGCUUUACAGAUAUGCUUUAAUACAUCAGUUCUUUCCCAGUCAGUAUUAGUUCUUGUGUCAGUGUUUGCAGUUGUGUUAACAUGACUGUAAUUUUUUCAAGUAAUGCUGAAGGGAACAAGGGUGGUGGGCACUUCAGUUUAUAAUGUCAUUGCUGAAUAGUGGCAUAUUAUCUCUUAUUUCUACAGUUACUGACAACUAGACUUGUAACUCACUAUUUUGCUAAAAUAAUUACAAUACAGUAUUUAUAAAGAUGGUGUUAUUACACCAUCAGUCCACUUCAAUGCAGCAAUGCAAGUGCUGAGGAAGGAUCAUCGGUUUAGUUUACUACUACUUGUAGGUCACCUUCUACAUUUGCUUAAAGUCUGCAAGUAUAGUCUACACUAUUCAAUGAGGUAUCUCUUCGCUACUUCAUGUUAAGUGAACUACUAAUGCCUCAGUAGGGAAAAAUGUGAGAAGAACCAUUUCUGUGUGGGCUUGGACAGUGAACUAGCCUGCAGACACCACUGCUUCCAGGCUAGAACUAGCAUUUAAGGAGCGUGUGAGAUCCAUGUUGCACAACAGGUCUUUCAGGCCCCGGACAUCCCUAGGGCACCUUCAGGGGAGAACAGGAGCAUGCAGAUACAAAGGUCAGACAUUCAAGAGAUGUGAGAAUGUAUGGCAUAAUUAAGAAAAUGAGCUCUGAAAACCAAGAACGCUAUUUUAACACAGCAAAACUCUGGGAGGAAAAAGGACCAGGGGAGCAGAUAAAGCUGCAUGAAGGUGUCAUGAGGUUUAGUGUUUUCUUGUCAUCUUCUGCAGCUGGGAAAACCACAGUGCUCACUGAAGAGUCAACGCAGAGAAGCUGUCAUGCAAUUGCUGGUUGGCCUGCACCAGCUGUGCUUGAUAAUCUGCACUCCAGCUGUGCAAGAAAUGAACAAGCAGGAUUAUUCAAGCCAAAUUACUGUGGGACGUGCUUUACCCCUAAAUUUGGCCACGUGUUUCCUUCCUUCACUACAGUGAAGUGCCAUAGGCCUGGUCUACUACUGCAGUACCCUGAAGCUUUAUUUUGUUUAGUGCUGUGAGUAUCCUGAGUGAAUGCAGUUUGGUUUUUUCAGAUUUUUAGCCCUUAACUUUUAGUGACAGGACAAGCUGGUUGCUGGUGCUGUAGUGGAAACGUUAUGACAGCUUAGCAAGCAGAAGAAAAAAUUGUCCUGGCAGUUCCUGGUUUUACAGCCUCAGUUCAGACUGUUUUGCUUGCUGCGUUUGUUAUUUGUUGCGGUUUUAAGAAAAAUCAAAAUGGGCAAUGGGACCUGAAACUGCUACACCGACGCAUCCCUCACUAGGGGAUUGGCUCUGACUCAUGGUUGUUCCAAAAAAUGAAUCUGGCUUAUACCUUAGCAGGUGAGUGAGAUGCGCUUACAUUUAUGGUUUACAUUUAAACCAUUACUACAUGUUUCAGUUUGCUUUAACUGAAGAGUCUUUGUUAAUGUUAUCUCAAGUUUCUACUAUCUCUCUUGAGGGAUUCUAUUAGGCUAAUGUCUGGUGUGGACCCAGCCCCCAUCUGCUGGAUGUGAUUACAAGGACCAGUUGAAUCUUCCAGGACAGGAGCACCUCUACGUUUCCUGGUUUCUGUGCCAGAUCAUUGGCUUUCUGAAACAAACCAAAAAAAAAAUAAAAAAAUGAGAUUCUGACCGUAGUGGUUGCCAUGCAAGCGUAUGUAGUUUGAUGCAGUUCUCUACUCUAUAUUGUAAAGUUAUUGGAUGUACAAACUUAAUUGCUGACUGCUAGGGCAUUAAUUAAAAUUUUUGUUUGCAAAGGCUUGGGCAUGAUCUUUAUUAAAUGCUUUCUUAGCAUCCUAAUAGAUAUCCUAUUGGAUUUGUCUUGUCAUCAGCAAAAAAAAAACCAAACCAUCUCUUGCAGCUCUUUUCUGUGGAAAAAUCCCUCGUGGUAAUUCAUCAGGAUUUAUGGUUUAAAUAUGUAUUUAUUCUGAAAUAUUUUCUUAUUCUAUUCACUUGGAAUAUAUUGGAUAAGUAUGCCACUCAUUUCUGAGAUUUUCUUGUUCUUCAGUUUUUGAGUUUGAAGUAACACUGGUAUUUCCUUCAUGUUAAAAUGCUGGAUUAACAGAUAUCUGUUCAUGGAGCUGUUUAUACUAGAGUCUGGCAACAACUGAGUUUAAUAGGAGAAAAUUCUACAGCUAAUUUAAAUUAUAAUGGCUCUGUUUAUGUCAGCAUGUUUGUGUAUCAGUGUAAGAAUUAACACAGCAUAUUUCUAAUUCUUCUUGCCUUUUGUGGAGGAGUGAUGUAGGGUGAGUUAAUAUUUUUUUUUUAUGUAUAUAACUGAACGAAAAAAAAACAAAAAUAGGACCAAGGUGGAAGUAUCACAUUUCUAGGAGAAAAUUAUACUUUUAAAUAUUUGUUUGUGCCUAUUUAAUAAUUUCUAAGACUACAUAUGAGCUUGCUUCAAGGAUUUUUCUCUAGUAAUGAUUGGAUGCAAAGUAGUCUUUAAAAUACAGGUAAACUUGGAGUUUCCAAGUAGGAUUUUUGUGCAGUGUUCAGAAUGAGGAAAGCCCAUGUCAUCUUUUUAGAUUUCCUACCUGUUUAUUCCUUUCCAUAUUUUAUUAUCAAUUAAUUUUCUGAGAUUUACUGCCUUUCUUCCAGAUUUUUAUUCCUUCAUAUUCUUACUUUCCAAAUAACAAUUAUUACUAAUUUAAAUACAUUAGUUCCUAUGUCUUCAAAUGUAAACAGUGAAAACUGGUAUUUUUUUAAUACCUAGGUACAUUUUUAUAUUUCAUUUAUAUAAUAAUUUUCAUUUUCAACUAAUAUUCAAAAUUGAUUAAGUGCUAGUUCAACAGUCUGGCCCGAUCCUUGAGCUUUCUUGCAUUUGGCAUGAAAAUAAAAUGCCAUCCAAGACAAUGCAUGCUAGCAAUUAGUGUCUUUUUUUUAAAACUUUUGACCUUGCUUUCAAAUAGAAAGACUUCAGCAGACUGAAGUUUAAUACUGUGUUCCAUAAUUACUGAAUGACUGACAGAUUCCUCUUUAGCUGCAUAAAAUGCUGAUAGAUAGUGACUAUGAAGUAUUUCAGAUGAUACAGCUGAAGUGAUGGUUCUUAUACUUUUUAAAAGAAUCUAAAAUAUAUUUUGUCUUUAAAGUAAACACUUCGCAAUUCUUAUGCCUCUUGGAGCAUCAAAGGGCCCAUUUGAGAGUCUAACCUGAGAGAACAAAUAAGACUCAAAGGAAACAGAACCUGCAUUAGUCCUGCUAGUAUCAGUUAUUCAGGCAGUUUGAGGCCACUGUGCAUUUUCAGUUGUGUCAGUAACUCCUAAGGAGCUUAGGUUUUGUUAUUAUAUAGGAACUAAUACAGCAGUAAUGAAAUAUGUUACACUUAAGAGAUACAUUAGUUAUUUCCCAUGCCAUAUUUCAUGCUGUGGAUCUUCUAAAAUCAUUUCCUGCAGAAUUGGGAGACAAAACCAUACUGUUCCCAAAGCCAAAGAAAGGAAAGGGUGAGGAGGGAAGAAUGACUCUAACUGAUAAGUCAUUUUUCCUUUUUAUUGGUUGCAGAUGGAGACUGGAGGGAGGAGCACUUGUUCCAAAGUUGCAGAAUGAUAGCUGCUCCCCAUCUGUAUUUAAACAUGUGAGCUUCGAUCCUAGCCAAGGAAGAGCUCUAGGAAUGCAGAGGUCACAGGCUCUUCACAAAUCCAGCUUAGGAGAAGGGCUGAACUGGUGCUUUAACUGGAUAGUAAUAUUUCACAUCAAGUGCUGUAGUUCAUUUUGCAGUUGAUUUUGUGUACAAUUGUAAGGUUGGAACUUGAUGUAUAAAACAAUAUCAUGGUUUGUGCUCCUGGAGGCACACUGUGCUCGUCAAGUUCAAAGGAAAUAGUUUAGACUGUUAGCUUGUUGCAAGUCAUCCAAAUGUACUUGGAGGGAGUAUGCAUAACCUCAUCUUCAAAUUCUGCUUCAUAUGUUUAUGUCUAGCAUUUUUAAGUGAAGUUGAAAUUUAGUUCAUAAAUCCAUGCAAAAGCUAUUUCUAGCUAACUCUGUAUGUGAUUAAAAAAUGUUCUCAUUUGAAUAUUUUUAAACGUUGGUGACAUUUCGUAUUAUGUAAUGUUUGUAAUACAAACAACAAGAUAUAUCUUGCACUUGCAACUUGUGACUCCUGCAACAUGCAUUGUAUUAAUAUUUUCUUGGCUUUCCAGAGGAUAGUCAUCAUAAAACUUUCUUCUUGUGUUCUUCCAACUUUGCAGAUGUUGAAGUAAAAUGCUUGCCUUUUUUCCUUCUCCACUGAUUAUCCUUACAGUUUAGAGCCUGAUAUAUUCUCUUUCAUAACUUAGCGAGCACCAAUCCAUUCAAUAAUCAAUAGUGAAUUUCACAAAAAGGAGGGUAAGCCGAACUAUGUACAAGGCAUGUACAGUCUUAUAGUUUUGGUGAUAUCAAGCCGUUCUAUUGUAUAGCAGAUCACGGUUUUUGUUUGAAAUUGCUUUUAUUUUGCAAUUUCCAAUCUUGGUGCAUUCUCUGCAUCUCCUUUGUUUGAGGGAAAUGGUGGUACCAUCAAGGCAGACUGAUCCAGUAAAUAGACUUAUACUAUUGAAUCAGGAUUUCGCUUGUGUUUCUCAUUAUGUGGGUCAUGUCAAUUUAAGAUGCUGCCACUACACAACUGUUUUCUGCUAGCAGACACCUUGUAGCAAAACCAGUGGAUAGGAUUGUGAUUCCUAUGUACUUAUGGGCAAAAAAAACCAGCUACAUUGACUUGCUGCUCUGUGAAAAGGUCACCUGAGGAAAUUCUGGGAAGAAUGAAUGGCACCUCAGCCUGGCACAUUGAGAAGAGUAUGUCCCUGCUACUUUUUAUCAGAUUGUUGUGAUAGAAAUGCUGUGUCUUAAAACCCCUUUUUUCUUUUUGUUUUCCUUUGGUGAGUUGGUUUUGCUUAUAUUCUUACAUGAAGAAAAACAAUUUGCAAACAUCUAUGGAUUUACUAUGCCUUGCUAAGCUUGCAGAUUUGUUUGCUGCCUGUCCUACUUUGCCCAGUUUCCUUGCCAUUAUAGAUAGCAUCUUGAGUUCACUAGAAAUUCAAAAUCUUGGCUGCUGUAAGCAUGGUUUUUUGUAUGAUUUGUCCUUUAUCAGCUAUGCCUUAGACAUUGUGUAUUAAAUAUUCUCUGCUCUUUGUGGUUAGGGCUGUUUAAGGAUUUGAUGUGUAAAGUUUGGUGGUUUUUUUCAGUUUUAAGUCUUCAUAAUAUGUCAGUAUAAUAACUGGAGCUGAAAAUGCAAGAAAAUAUCCAUUCCCUAACCCUCCAUGAAAUAUGCCCUGACCAGUAUUUGGAGACCUCUUAUGUUUCUUUUAUGAGAGAGGUCCAAAACAACGUGUUUGAACUCCAGCAAAUGGAUUUCUCUGUAGCUGGAAUGCAUAAAGGACUGCUACGCCAUGAAAUUGCUUCUGAAAAUUUUAAAGGAAGAGACCACUUCAGCAAAACUAUUCACCUCUGUCUUAAAUUAAUUUGUGUCUUCAUAACUGGUGCUAGAAGCAUUGGGUUUUACAUUAGUGACAACUUGCUGAUGGAAAACAAUUCUGAAUAUCAAAUUUUAAGGCUGCCAUGUAAGCAUUGCAAAAACUGUCACAGAGCCAAGUGGCUGAGUUGUGUGUAUCUGCAAAAUACAGUGACACUAAAAGCGUAAACAUUGGUAUGUGUAUGUAUAGGCAUAUAAGGAUAUAUUCUAAAUUUUAUGCUUAUAAUUAAGAUCUGGAUAUUGUUGCAAGUAGCUAUCUGAAAAACUCAACUCAGUGAGUAGCAGCAUUUGAAAAAAUGCUAGCAUGUUAGAAGUUAUUAGACAGCAAAUGGAGAAACAUCCCUUUGCCACUGUACAGUUUCAGUUCACUGAUUCCAGAAAUAGAUAUAUAAUGGAUUUUUAAAGUCAUAAAAAAACAACAUAAUCUUCCCUUGUACAGAAUAAUGCCUUAUUUAAGCAGAACAGGACUCCUUAACUUGCAUUACAGAAACAAAAUGUGAAAAUAACUUUAAUAAUAAUGGAGUACAAGAAUUAAGAAUGGUUAGUCACUGGGUUGUGAUGCAAGGACAAUUGAACACACAACAAAGUUCCUAGAGAUGAGGUUUAAAAGAUUGAAUAUGGUGACUUUUUCAAACAAGGCAUUACUUGCAUUUUGAAACUUAUAUUCAGAAGAGGUAGCAUACUUUAGUAUUAUAAAUAGAUUCUGAAGCAAUUAACAGAAGAUGAGGCCAUUUCUGAGUACCAGUCAUGAGAAGUGAUCUGAGUGGAACCUCUGACUUAAGCCCUUAAGCCACCUGAUUUGCAGAAGGAGGUAUUUCCUGAUAGAAACAUUUUAGGUCCAGCUAUGAUCACUCAAGAGUCUGGCAUUUACAGGCUUCACCUAUUCUACUGCAUGCAUAGAACACUUGAUAUUCACUUCAUUAAGAUGCUCAUAUAAAUUCCAUGGCUAGAUUAAGUGUAUAAGUACUCUUGCAGUGUAAUUUUUAACAAUUCUUGUUAUUAGAAUGCUCUCAGCAGCGUAAAUAUCAUGGGUAGUACUGGCAUGCAGUGCUUAAACUAGAACUUAUACUUUAUAAUUUAAAAUCAUAGAAUAGUUAGGGUUGGAAGGGACCUUAAAGAUCUAGUUCCAACCCCCUGCCAUGGGCAGGGACAAAAACCAGUGAAUUAAAAGUCAUAAUUUUACUAAAACCUCUUAAGUAUUAAUUCUAACACAGACCCUCACACAACCAGAGGCUGUUUCUUACAGGUGUGUAUAAUUCAAACUGUACGGUGCCUAUUAAAGGUUACGCUGUUUACAUUGCAUCUGCUGUGGCUUCUGACCUGCUGCUUACUGCACAGCAAAGACAUUUCUCCUUGUGUGAUCUCAUGGUGCAGGCGGGGAGCCCUUUUGAUUAGGGGUAAAUGUAUUUUUUCUUCAAAUUCUGUCUAAAUUUGUAAUCGUGGACAAGCUAGUAGAAAUACUGUGAUGAGAAAUAUAAGCAGAACAUUUAUGAAGGACUUCCAGGAGAAGAAUAAUGAGCUUUUAAUUAAGAUACAGGAGACAGGCAGGAAUGGUACAGAUGGCAAAACAAACUAAGAGGAAGGUGAGCGUCUUUGCAGUGCGUGGUAGUAAUAAAGUUAAAAAGUAAUGAGGUUAGCAUAACAGUUUCUCAUUACCUGAGUUCAGGGGACUUUCAGCAAAUCAGUGUGAAUCU